This is a messenger RNA of Lodderomyces orthopsilosis Co 90-125, 1149 nucleotides long. Its product is annotated as Smc5-Smc6 complex subunit. The transcript has a single exon. Lineage: Eukaryota; Fungi; Ascomycota; Pichiomycetes; Serinales; Debaryomycetaceae. The record is from RefSeq and is a predicted model, not a curated record. Bases 1 to 1149 code for a protein of 382 amino acids. Gene Ontology annotation, cellular component: Smc5-Smc6 complex; nucleus. Gene Ontology annotation, biological process: DNA repair.
AUGUCCAGUGUCCAAACAGAGACUUCGCUGGUAAGCAAGGCGAAACUCACGAAACAAGAUCAUCUCAAUGCAUACAACAAAUUGCGUCAACGCAUGAAAAAUCAACUUAAGUUAGCAGCUAAAGGUGAAGGUUCGGCAUUAUCCCUAAGCAACAUAGAGGAGUUAAAAAGGCUAUAUAACGCAUUAGAGAAGGAGAAAGUGCGGGACACAAAGAUUCAUCUUGAAGAUUCUGAAGUGUUUAAAGAAGCUUCUGAUUUUGCUGCUUUAAAUGCACGUAAUUUGCGAUUUGGCGAAGGGGGGAUUGCUUUAGACGAAAGAGACGUUUUAAAAAGAUUAAGGAAAUAUGCUGCUACUGAUAGCUCAAUUUUGAGUGACAUUGUUAAAGAAGAUCAAGAUGGGGGUGAUGCAUACGGAGAAGGCAAUGAAGACGAAGAUGAAGAACUCAUUACUGAUGAAUACACAUUUAAUAAAGUCAACUGGCUAAAAUUGGGUGUAUUAUAUCAUCAAAUCAGCAAGAAACCCAUCCUGGUUGAUUUUCUUAAUGGACCUUUGGCUAAUGAAAAGAAGAGAGCAACCAACAGGACGAGGAAUAUUGAUGAUACUAGAGGAGGUCGUUCAACUACCGCUAGACACGUUGAAGCUAGUGAUGUAGCACAAGAUGAAGAGAAAAAUACUGCAUACAUGGUGAGACUCGUUUACGACAAGUACCUCAAGAAGGAAAGUAAAGAAGAAAUUAAUUUCUUCAAGUUUUUCAUCAAUCCUCAUUCAUUUGCACAAUCAGUGGAAAAUUUAUUCUACACUAGUUUCUUGAUUAAAGAUGGAAGAUUGAAAUUGUAUACGGGAAAACUGGGAGUUCCUUGUAUAUCACGAGUUAGUCAAAAAGAACUUGAGCAAAUUAAAUUAGAUAGCUCAAAUAUACUAUCUUCACAUCAUAUUGCUACUUUUAAUUAUGAUGUGUGGCAGUAUUUCAUUCAAGAGUUGGAUAUAAAAGAAGCGUUUUUGGGUCAUAGAGAAGGAAUUGAAGAUCAGGUCCCAGCGGAGGAUUUUUUUGAGGAUUUUGGCGAUGAGGAAUUGGAAUUGAAUGAUCAUAGUAAUGAAACUGAUACGACUAAUAGUAGCACUACCACAACACCAAGUUUUGAUGAAUAA